This is a messenger RNA of Diprion similis, 1799 nucleotides long. It is a transcript of the gene Pus10, whose product is annotated as tRNA pseudouridine synthase Pus10. The transcript has 7 exons. Gene Ontology annotation, biological process: tRNA pseudouridine synthesis. NCBI's taxonomy places the organism in Eukaryota, Metazoa, Arthropoda, Insecta, Hymenoptera, Diprionidae. The record is from RefSeq and is a predicted model, not a curated record. Gene Ontology annotation, molecular function: pseudouridine synthase activity; RNA binding. The coding region runs from base 118 to 1698 and encodes 526 amino acids.
AGCCGCACCGUCGAUGACGCAGCGUCGCCGUCACGUGGCCAAAGUGGCCGAUGCGAUGAAUUAAACUUGAAGUAAAGCACGUUUUUUAAGAGGAGCACGAAUUAACACCUAAAAAAAAUGUCGAUUUCCGUCAACAAGGAACGAUUAAUUUACGAAUAUUUAUUGACUAUCGGCUGUUGUGUUAGAUGCUGUCUACGUUUGUCCGGGGUUCGGAGUCCCACGUUGUACGAAAAUCCUGUGCAAAGCUCUGUCACGCUUGGCUACACGGACGACUUGGUUUCAGAGCUUGUCUCCGAAGUAAAAAAAAAGAAUGGAUGCACGGCUUGUCUGGGGAUACUUGAUGAUGAUGCGAUUACAGUCGCUAUAGAAAAGAUCGCAUCUGAAAUCAAUAAACACGAAUAUGAUUGCAACACCUUCACAUGUGCCUUGACGAUACCUAUAGCUGUGCAGCUCAGGGAGCGUUCAUUGCAGAUAAAUUUAUCUCAAAAGUUUGAAUUUCCUGACGAAGUUAUUGCUGCUCUAAAAAGAACGGUACCCCCUAUAAAAGAAGUUUGGAAAUGGAUCGCCUUUCCCAAAAUUGAAAAUCUGACUGCCAAAACGGGUCUCCCUAUUUCAUCUACGUGCCCUUUUGUCGUAGAUGUAUUUCUGGUGUAUUCCCAAGACGAGGAUGAAUGCAAGGUCUUAUUAACAAUGUGUGGAGAUACUUUCAAACAACGUUCCCAACAAAGGAGAAAAUUCAGCAAUGGUGUAUUCAGUCGAAAAAGCGUUGAAACUGCAAUGAUUAGUACUACAGAUGAUCAGUUUGUUGAACACUAUCCUUGCCCUCCGACUUAUCCUACAUCAAAAGCUUCUAUAGACUUAGUCACCUGUACACAUGCAAGUUUUUUCAUUGGAGGAAGAUAUACCAAGUAUUCAAGAGAACUGAGUCAAACGCCAUGGUUCAUCGGCGGUGAAAAAAAGAUGGAAACAUCAGUUCAAGAACUGCUCUGUGAUCGGAUUCUCAAAUUUGUCAAGGCUGAUUCUAUGAAGUUUUUAUCUUCUGGUAGAGAAGAUGUAGAUGUACGAACACUACAUUCAGGGAGGCCAUUUGCUGUUGAACUACAGAACCCUAGAGUAACUAAGUUUACAGAAGCUCGUUUGAAGCAGCUAACGGAAGAAAUAAAUGGAUCUACAAAAUUGGUUCAUAUUGUUGAUAAUCUUCAAGUAAUUUCAAAAGACCAAUUGAAGACACUGAAAGAAGGUGAGGACACAAAAACAAAAACAUACAGAGCUCUUUGUUUGUGUCGAUCUCGACCACUGCCGAGUCUAGAUCUCAUAAAUAAUAUAAGCAAUUUAGAAAUCACUCAGAAAACUCCCAUCAGAGUCUUACAUCGCCGACCUCUUGCAACUCGUCCACGGACAAUUCAUUCGUUAAAAGCUACCUGGAUUAGUUCUUACGAAAUGCAGGUUCUCAUGUGCGACAAUCACGAUUCAGAGAUGGCCAACCACUUUGCACUAGAUCAUAAAUUGUUAAACCAAGAACCAGAUUCUGAGAUUGAUCUGUUUAUACUGGAUCUGACGACGCAAGCCGGAACUUAUGUAAAGGAAUUUGUACAUGGAGACUUUGGCAGAACAAAGCCAAGUGUUUGUGAAAUACUGAAAAGUGAAGUUGAUAUUGUUGCUUUAGAUGUGAUGAGUGUAAACCUAAAUUGGCCUUGAGAAAUAAAUUCACGUUUACUAUGAAACACAAAUUUGUACUUUUACCAAUUAUUUAGUAACAUUUUUAUUAAAUAUUAGUGGCGAGUUACUGAAGCUGGACU